UAGACAAGUGCUUUUUCGACACAAGGAGAGCACAGGUGCCGAAUAACCCACCAAAAUGCUCGUUUAAAGAAUCGCACGUCUCAUCCCGAAGCCAGAGAUGUGAUGAGGAGUACAAGUCCAAUGUUGCAUUAGUCUCGGUGUGACAUGCUGGCCUGUCUGCCAGUAUCAGACCCCUCCCUCGAGCUUCUCUCUCACACGCAGAUGAACACUGGACUUCAGAAAUGGGACACUACACAGAGAAUGAGAUCAGCACACUAUCCUUCCCCAGCGGAAUUGGAUGCCUAUGCUAAGAAAGUUGCCAAUAACCCACUGACUAUAAAAAUCUUCCCCAAUAGCGUUAAAGUACCUCAGAGGAAGCAUAUCCGCCGCACCGUGAACGGUCUCGACACUUCUAGCCAGCGCUACAGCCCCUACCCGCCUCAGGUCAACACCCGGACGGGCCUCUUGGCCAUUGUCAAAGUCCCCGUCAAAGGGAUUCUCAAGGACAUUGAGGGCGGCAGAGCCCGAUUUCUCCCCAAGCUCAUCAUGAACCCGCACACUGGGCUUUAUGCCAAUCCCAGCACUUUAAACGUUCCUCACACUGUUCCACACCUUCAGACUCUGUCUCAGUUGCAGCCUCCUUUAGGCCAGAAGAGUCUCGCUCACUCUCAGGUCUUGCAGGCCCACUCUCAAUCCCUGCAGCAGCAGAAGGCUAGUUUACAACCACAGCCGAGCCUGGCCCAUCAGGAGGCUAUUCGUCAGAGCCAGGCUCACCAACAGCCAGUACCGCACCACGCCCUAAACCACCAACAGACUCUCAUGCAGCAGUUGCCCGGUCAGCAGGGACUCCGGCAUCUGCCUGAUAUGGCGCAGACGGUAAACAUGCAGCAUUCCCAGGGUUUCCCUCAAUCCCAACUGGUGCCACAGGCCAGUUGCGCUGGCCCAUCUGCCCCCGGGGUCUUACAGCCGCCCCUGACGGGCUUACAGAUGCCACGCAAGCUGCCCGAUGCUGAUGCCCCUCCCAAUGUGACUGUGUCUACCUCAACCAUCCCGCUAUCCAUGGCUGCCAGCCUGCACCAGAAUCGGCCCAGCGAUUUGAACCACAUCGUCAAUCAGAUCAACCAGUUCUGCCAGGCACGGGCUUGCAUGGGCUCUACCUCUGUUUGUGAAGGACAGAUAGCCAACCCUAGCCCCAUUAGCCGCAACCAACUCAUUAGCGCGAGCUCCCGGGUGUGCACGCACAACCCUGUCAUGGGCCCUCUGCCUUCUUGCAUCCUUGGUAACUCGGACAAAGCUGGUCCCACCCCUCCCCUACCACUGCCCGACAUUACCUCCAUGAAAAGGAUGCCCGUUUACCAUAGUGACAUGAAGCAGCAGCACACUCAGCCACAGUUACCACAGCUUCAUCAGGGCCCUUGGGCUGGCCAGCACCAGCUGGCACACCUUCAACACCUUCCUGAGGGAGCUCACCAGGGCAAGAACCUGCCCAGAGAAGCCCUGGUGGGGCAUAGUGGGUUCCUGACUAAGGGCAUGAGCUACCCACAAGAAGUGUGCAUGGGUCAUCCCUUCAACUUGAAGCCCCCUACAGACAAACCGACGCCUUCUCCUCCAGUCAAUGGGAUGCCAGGUGGCAUGAGUUACAGCCACUACAUGCAGCCUCCUUGGAACAGCAUCUUGCCAACACCAAACAGUGACAGCUCAGGGUCCCAAGACCUGGUGGGGCCGUUCCAUGGGUGCCUCUCAGGAGCCUCCAUAGACUGUACCCCCGGAGUACAGUACAGGACUGGGGCGGCCACCUCUAGCCAGACGAACCUGAUGCAGACCAUGGAGUACAUGGGUGGCGACUUCCAGACGGCUUGUUUCAGAGCACAGAAUACUGGCACGAUGGCAAAAAUGCGCAGGGUCGCAGAUUCAGGUGAUAGUAGAAAUGUGCACAUUCACCACCCAGGGUACAGAUGAGCUGCGGCCAUUCGCACUAGUCCUGAGUUAGUGGAAGUCAGGUGACGUAAGGAAAAGUCCUCCCCUCCCCAUUUUGUUCUCAGUCUUGUAAGUGAUCUACUGAAUGUUUCCUGUUCCGUGACUACCGCAGAGCUGAACCACCCCACCCCCAUGUGCCAUUUUGAUGUAAUUUUAUUUUGUUUAGAUUUGUUAAUUUAAGUAGCCUCUGGACAAAAGUAGGCAUGUAUUUAUUAUUUUCUUUUCAGAAAACAGCCAUAAAAGCAUAAUUUUGUUAGAUUAGCACUAUUUUGUCCAUUGCUAUCUGGUCUGUAUACACCGAUCAGCCAGACCAUUAAAACCACCUGCCUAAAAUUGUGUAGGUCCCCCUCAUGCAGCAAAAACAGCACCAAACCUGUUAUUUGAGUUACUGUAGACUUUGUCAGUUUGAACCAAUCUCUGUUGACCUCUCUCAUCAACAAGGCAUUUCCAUCUGUAUAACUACCGCUCACUGGAUGUUUUUGGCACCCUUUUGAGUAAAUUCUGGAGACUGGUAUGUGUGAAAUCCCAGGAGAUCAGCAGUUACAGAAAUAUUCAGACCAGCCCGUCUGGCACCAACAAUCAUCCAUGCGGUUAUCUAAUGUCAGUCAUGUGGCUGUAGUGCAUAAAAUCAUGCAUAUACAGGUCAAUCAUUUCAAAAACAUCCAGUAAGCAGCAGUACUGUGGACGGAAAUGAUUUGUUGAUGAGAGGUCAACGGAGAAUGGCCAGACUGAUUCAAACUGACAAAGUCUACGUUAACUCCAAUAACCACUCUGUACAAUUGUGGUGAGAAGAAUAUAAUCUCAGAUUGCUAUUCUGAGAUGCGGGUUUGUGUUGUUUUGGCGGCACGUAGGGGACCUAUACAAAAUUAAGCAGGUGCUUUUAAUAUUGUGGCUGAUUUGUGUCAUUUGAAAGGAAAAAUGUACCACAAAAAAUGCACAUUAAUUUGCUUCCUCCUUGGCAAAAGCCAUUUGUAUGUAGUUUAGGCCUACUUGAGAUUUGAAGUACUAACUCUUAACAGGUUGAUCUUAUUCACUGAAGGGGGGUGCCAUGAUACUGAGAUAUCUGGCUGUUUCUUCCAUCUAAGCUAACAGCUUACAUGUACAAUGUACAGAGUUUGAUUUAAUUUUUCCCCUGUUAAUGUUUACAUAUUGUACUUUUGAAACUAAUUCUGAAUCGAUAUGAAAGUGCAAACUGAUAAUGGGAUGUGCACACAUGACAAGACUGUUUCUUUUUCAGACUGUUGAACAUGAAUCAGGUUAAAGUCUUGGGUGGAAAUGUUACACUAGGGCUGUGUCAAGCCACAUUGUGUAAAAGGAUGAUCCUACCUUGAAGUGUCAACUAAUGCUUUUUUUUUUUUUUUUUUUUUUUUUAUCAUUUAUUAGAUUUCUAUUUAAAUGCAAUUGCAUUGGGACUUGUGCUGUGCCCUAAUUGCAUAGCUUAGAAUUUUAUUUUGUCUCAAUUUAAUUGUUACUACUUGAAUUUCAUUGGAGAGUGUGUGACAUCAGGCUCCCACUCACUACAGGUCUUGAAGCGGACCAAUGUUUAAAGGAUGACCCAAAUGUUCCUUUUGGAAGAAUUCUAUCAUCCUCUCAUGUUAGUUCGUUAUGAAAGGAAAGAUGUCCUUGAUCAUAAUUGGAUGGAAGUGUGUCAAUGUCAGCGUAAUAUAAAUGAGCACCACAGGGUUAGCCUGUGGCAGCACUGCUGUGCUACUGUAACUAAGAGGUGUGAUUAGCCGGUGUGAAUGCUGUGUGUCAGGGCGAAUUGGCUCCCUGCUUUUGCUCCAUCAAUAACACCAUACUGCUGCUCCCUCGCGGGAUCACUUCCAUCUCCGUCACACGCUGUUGUCUGUCAGCUGAACCUUGCCAAUGCAUUUUCCACCCACCCCUGGCACUUCAUGUGUCAUGUUGUACUUAUCUAAAAUAGCUGAAAUUCACAGCCAGUGACAGUCUGGUUCUAUUUAAUUAUGGGAAAUAACCUAAACAACAGAUGUUUUUUUUUUUUUUUUUUUAAAGGAAUAGAUCACCAAAAAUUAUAAUUCUGUUAUUUGAUCAUACAAAUAUCAAUCCAAACUGUAUGCGGUUUUUUUUGUGUGUGUGUGUGGAACAUAUGAGUAGAAUUUUUUUUAUGAAUCGUUAUGCAGUUGUUGGAUCCAGAAUUAAAAAAUGGCACCAUUUUUUAAACUGAACAUGUGCACAAUCAGAGAUGAAGAUUAAUAAUGAAUAAAUCACACAAGUUGUAUGGACCACUUUCAAGGUGUUUAAUUGUCCUUAAUUGGAGCUUGACAUUGUAAGAGCAUAACAAUUCUUAAACAAUUUCUAUUUUUGUGUACCACAGACAACAUCACGACAAACAAGUUUGAAAUGACACCAUGGUUAAUAGUUAAGCCCAAAGUAUACUUUGAUUUUGACGCGAACGCUCAGCGUCUGCGAGCCUGUCAAAGUAUAGUCCAUUUGACGGUGCGCGCAUACACAGGCAGUUUGCGCAUGCGUGCCAUGACAUCCAGACCUCCUCACGUGCAAAUUUACCGUUGUUGUUGUUAUCCUGUUUUUUAGCGCUGAUUACAUCUAGCGUUUCUUUGUGACAGCAAUGGCUCAAAUGUGAGUUGCCACCAUGUGGAUUCAUGAAUUCGUGCAAAUAAUUCCAGGCAAAUGCGCAUUCUGAGACGUUCAAAGACAUGUGGUUAAGGUCCUGGUAUACUUCGUUUUUGCGUGUUCUGGAUAGCCUUGCGCGUGGUCGACCGUGUUGCCUUUCUGAGUAUACUAUUCUGACCGCAAACAAAUAGGAACGUGUUAGACGCAUGCGCACUACAACUGCUUUGUGGUACUCUUUUAGUACAGUCAAUGACCAGCGCUUGCACAGACGAUGCGCACAACCGAAAAUCUAAUAGAAAAUCUAGGCGGCACAAGGUUAAACUGCGCUGAUGGCGCAAUUUGCGUCACACAUACUGUGCAUUAAAUGAUCUGCAACAUGCAUACCCGAAGUAUAGCCUACUUUGGCCUUUAGAAAAUCGGGUUGCGUGUGUUCAGUGCUUGCGCACUCUGCUGAUUACGAAAUUUGCUUCACGCGUCCUCUACGAGUGUUCACGUUUGAGUAUUUAAGUAUACUUUGGUCUUUAGUUAAAAAUGGUUCAUGAUUUAUAGAAGUUUUGGGGUGAACUUUUGAGUGCCCGCUUUAGCUUCUUUUAGAUAAACAGCCUCUUUGGUUUUUAGGUGUUUUCCAUAUUAUACACCACAGUUUAACUCCCUUGAAGAGAUUUCUCUCUUUCUCAGGUCUACCUGUGCCUCUUCUCAUAUUUUCCCUCGACUCAAGCUUGUAGAGAUGUUGCAAGAGUCUCUCCACCUCUAUCAGGGCAGGCCAUCUGGCAGUGGAUGACGGGUAUUUUCAGACAUUAUUGUAACGAGUGGAGCAAAUGCAGAUGAGCGAAUGGGUGGAGCUGUGACAAGUAGUAUCAUAGCCUCCCUGUUUGCCCCUCAAAAGCCUUAAAUAUUUGAUCCUUGAAAAUAGGCAUGGUGUAGAAUAUAAAUUAAUGAUAUUUAGCUACAUUUGUUUUUGUGAAACUGUAAAUCAGGGGGUGUAAAACUCCUAAGCGAAUAAUUUUUUGUAUUUAGCAAUGUAUGUGUAGUACUGGGCUGUAACAAUUGUCGCAUUCAGACCACGCCAUGUUGUAUUUUUUAAAACUUGCCUUUUUAAUUUGAUUUGUUAACCAUUACAGCAAAAAUAUUGAAGUCCUUGAUCUGUUUCCUUUCAUGGCAAAACACAUAAAUUUGGCAUGAUAUAUAAAAAUAUAAGCUUCAAUGCGAAUAAACAUUUGGCGACAAGGCUUUUUAGGCCUAGUUUAAGCUUUCAAUCAUGUCACUUACUUUGCUCAUGAAGCUGCUAUUUCAUUCCAACAACAAAAGAAAUACAUUUCUUAUAAAUGUUGUGAGGAUAGAGAUGAGAUCUAAUUUAAAUUAUACCUCUUUUUUUUUUUUUGCAAUGCAAUAUUGUUAAUAGGUUGAGCAUUGGCAGAUGUAAUAAGUUAUUCCAUUUGCCUGUCGACUGUCAUUUGUAAAUCUUGAACGUUUAGACUCUGUAUUUCUCUCAGUCCUCAUUUCAUGCCUUGUUACAGCUCAAGAGUACAAAGCCAGGUUACUCUUUUAAUAGUUACUAUCUCUAUGUGAAGUGCCUCCUCUGGGCUGAUGUGGACUGUGUGCAUGUGACCGUUGGAAUGGAAAAUUGACUGGCGCUAGUGCACAUUCCAUAGAUGUAGUGCACAGCUCAAAAUUGGGGGACUGAGCUACUUAUAUUGUUAAAAAACUACUGAUAGUAAAAAAAAAAGAACGUCACAUGCUGCUGCAGGUGCGAGAUCCAUUUGGAUGAGAGAAGUUGCUGCUGAAUCGCAAGUUUAGGUGGCGAGUGUUAGGCUGUUGAACUCCCUAGUGUCCUUGAGACAUUGGAAGGAAUGCUCUAGAAAGUUUUUGUCUUUUGGAGCACAUGCACUCCUGCCCCCCCCCAACAACACAAUGGCAGUUUUGACCUAUGGGAGUAUGUUAUGAGGAUUCGAGUGUGUCUCAUCUUGUUCCACCAAUAAAAACUAUUUCACUUGAAUGGUAGCAAUGCGCACCUGUUUUGUGUAACCGAAAACUGUCAUUCCAGAUAAAAAAUUCAGGAACGUGUUGCACAAAUA
Messenger RNA from Xyrauchen texanus (razorback sucker), 6623 nucleotides. RefSeq names its product protein FAM222B-like. The transcript is spliced from 3 exons. Lineage: Eukaryota; Metazoa; Chordata; Actinopteri; Cypriniformes; Catostomidae. The record is from RefSeq and is a predicted model, not a curated record. Bases 145 to 1938 code for a protein of 597 amino acids.